AUGCACCCGAGGGACGCCAGCAAUGUCUGCGGCACCGAUAUGAAGCUGUGUCCCAGCAGCCUGGGCGGCAACUGCUGCCCCGGAAACUACGAGUGUGCCAGGGAGAGCUGCUAUGCGACAACAAAGGGGCCAUCGACGUGCGGUACCAAGGUCGGAUGGUAUGCCUGCGCGGCAGUGUAUGGAGGCGGUUGCUGUCCGGAUGGUUAUAUGUGUCAGAGAGCCGGCAAUUGCGUGCCUCCGUCCGGCUCGCCAUACACAUUUGGCUGUCCCGCGAGCCAGUAUCUGUGUCCUUCGUCGAUGAACUACGGCUGCUGCCCGAAUGGCAUGGGCUGUGCCGUCGACCAAUGCUAUUCGACAAAUGCAGCUCCCGUGACCAGGACCAUGGUCAUCACAACGACGGAGCAGGGCCUCGUUACCGAGCUGACCACGACAGCCACGGCCUUGGCAUCGCCCGCGUCACCGACUGCCUUUCCGGAAGUGGACCCAGAUAUGGACAGCGAGGACCAGAAAGUGCUCAAAUACUAUCCGGCCGCCAUUCCCAAGGUGUCGCCUCCAGGGGGAAGCAACAGCGGAAUCUCACCGGCACAACUGGGCGGCAUCGUCGCCGGCUGCGUGUCUUUUGCCAUCCUCGUUCUCCUCGCCGCAUUUCUGCUCUGGAAGCGAUUCCGGAGAAACAGCUCGACGGCUAAAGAGGGGCGACGGCAGCCCGAAAUGUCAUCGGGCUCGCACACCAUGAAUCUCCAGAAGGCCGACUGGGACGCCGACGCCAUGAGCGUGGAUGCAAUCGUGACGACCCCUUGCACGUCCCGCACCCGGCCGAGUCCAGGCAGAGUCGAGCCACCGUCUGUCCACGGCAGCACGGAGCUGGCAUUGACGGAGCAGACGCCCACGACCCCUGCCGAAAGGGGCUACUAUGACCACGCCUCAGGACGGUCCCCGGCCACGUAUAGCGAGCAUCGGGGCAUGCCGGCGCCGUCCAUCAGCCAUGCGAGCCAUGAAUCGUCUCCCGUGUACGGCGGCCGCCAUGCGCGGGCCUUGAGCGACUUGUCCGACGUGUCGAGCAGCGUCGACAUGGGCAGCGCCCGGGAGCGAGCGCCGCCGGCCGAACUCGAAGCCCAGCCCUGGAUUGCUGAGCUGCCGAGCUCGCCUUCGGCCAUGGCCUCGGCGGCCGCCGGCGACUGGUCGAGGCUGGAUGCCGGCGUGCAGGGAUGGGUUGGGCGGCCGCCACCACCUGCUUAUAGCCAGCAUCAGAUGACGAGGAUUGAUGGAUGGGCCAACACCGUCGCAGCAUCGAGGCUGGAUGUGGUGGAUGAAGAAAAGCCCGCGCGUUAUGAUUGA
Molecule: messenger RNA, 1338 nt
Organism: Hirsutella rhossiliensis
Lineage: Eukaryota; Fungi; Ascomycota; Sordariomycetes; Hypocreales; Ophiocordycipitaceae
Exons: 2
Coding region: 1-1338 (445 amino acids)
Source: RefSeq, a predicted model, not a curated record